This is a messenger RNA of Impatiens glandulifera, 1785 nucleotides long. RefSeq names its product BEL1-like homeodomain protein 1. The transcript has 4 exons. Gene Ontology annotation, biological process: regulation of transcription by RNA polymerase II. Gene Ontology annotation, molecular function: DNA-binding transcription factor activity, RNA polymerase II-specific; RNA polymerase II cis-regulatory region sequence-specific DNA binding. Lineage: Eukaryota; Viridiplantae; Streptophyta; Magnoliopsida; Ericales; Balsaminaceae. The record is from RefSeq and is a predicted model, not a curated record. Bases 46 to 1587 code for a protein of 513 amino acids.
AUGGAGUUGAAAUUGUGAAUUUGAAAUUUCAGGAUAUAUUUAUUUAUGGCGACGUACAGCUUCCAUGGAAGCUGCUCAGAAUUAAUCCAACAACAACCUGAAUCAACUCUACAGACGCUUUAUCUGAUGACUCCUAAUUAUCAUCAUAAGCAUCACAGCCAAUCGCACCACCUUCAUCCCACCAGCAUGCUUAAUUCAGGGUUUCAGAACGGCUUGUUUAUUAAUAUGGGGUCCAAGUACUUGAAGGCGGCGCAGCAACUUCUCGAUGAGGUGGUGAACGUCGCCACUGAGGCCCCGCACGACGGCGGCGGAGAAGAGAUGAGAUCAUGUAAAGAGAAACUGGAGAGAUUGGGUGGAGUAGAGACUAAUGAGUUGAAUACUGCUCAAAGACAGGAACUCCAGAUGAAGAAGGCUAAACUUCUUAACAUGUUUGAUGAGGUGGAGCAAAGGUACAGACAAUACAACAACCAUAUGCAAAUAGUGGUUUCAUCGUUCGAGCAGGCGGUGGGGAUAGGAUCGGCAAAGUCUUACACGGGUUUGGCCUUACAGACCAUAUCGAAGCAGUUUCGGCGCCUGAAAGAUGAGAUAGGAACCCAGAUCAAGGCGGCAGCUAAUGGAUUAGGAGAGGAUGAUGAUGAUCACGAGCCUGCAGGGUCGGAAGGAGGGUCAAGGCUGAAGUAUGUGGAUCAUCAGCUCCGGCAACAAAGGGCGUUACAACAACUAGGAAUGAUGCCGCCGCCGCCGCCGCAUAAUGCUUGGAGGCACCAAAGAGGUUUGCCGGAAAAGGCCGUCUCUGUUCUUCGUGCAUGGCUCUUUGAACAUUUCCUUCAUCCAUAUCCUAAGGAUUCAGAUAAACACAUGCUUGCCAAACAAACAGGACUUACUAGGAGCCAGGUGUCGAACUGGUUCAUUAAUGCUAGGGUUCGAUUGUGGAAGCCGAUGGUCGAGGAAAUGUACUUGGAGGAGAUAAAACAACAUGAUCUAGAAAACAUCAAUGGAAAAAACAAAACAUUAAAUUGCACUAUUAAUGUUGGAGAACCAAACAUGGAAUUGGGAGGAAGCUCAAAAUCUAUUUCCUCAAAAAUUGAUCACCAUCAAACUACUCAAGCUAUUCAUGCCAAUAUCAACCCCUCUUUCCCAAACCAUUUGCCCAUUCAAAAUCUAGCCCCUAAAGAUCAAACAAUCCCAAAUAAGCCAAAGCCCUCAGAGAACAACAUUUUACGUAAUUCUUCCCCAAGUAGCAUUGAAAACCCUAAUGAGAAGAGAUACUCGUUCAUUACGGGCAAUAACAAUGACUUCGGGACUCGGUUUGAUCAUGAACAUUUGAUUGUUGAUCAUGCUUCGGGAGGAUUCAAUGGAAUCGGUGGCGUCUCUCUCACUCUUGGCCUUCCUCGUUGUCACGAGAGCCUCUCCCGACACAACUUACUCUCGGACGAGGGAAUCAUGGGCGUCGUCCAAACGAGUCAUUAUGGGGGCAUGGGUACUACUAGUGCAUCACCUCCCCAUUCAAGCAAUGGAUAUGAGGCUAUGGACAUUGAUAAUAGUAAGAGGUUUGUUGCUCCAUUGUUGCCAAAUUUUGUUAUUUGAAUGAAGGAAAAUGAACAUAUUUGUAUUGCUUAGUGUAAUUAAAGGUGGAAAGAACUAGCUAGCUAGAGCACUAUAUAUUAUUUUAUAGCUAUGUAUAGUUUAAUUAAGCUUAAGUAAAAGAUUGGAGAUUGUGUAAUAAUGCUGAGUACAUCAUGUUAUAUUAUUAAAUAUAUUGAUAUUGGAAUUUACUCUCAAUCA